AUGGGCAAGUUCUUACAAUUACUCCUCCACCCGGAUGAGUUAAAGUCUGUGAUUCAAUUGACGGGGUUCAGACAACCGUUACACCCAGCGCCAGCCUCGCAAUCGCCAGCUUUGAAACGAUGCUACGAGUUGUUGAACCUUACUUCGAGAUCAUUUGCGGCAGUAAUUGAAGAGUUACACCCCGAACUAAGAGAUGCAAUUAUGAUCUUCUAUCUUGUGUUGAGAGCUUUGGACACAAUUGAAGAUGAUAUGAGCAUUGAUCCAGAGAUCAAGGUGCCAUUGUUGAGAGGAUUUUAUGAAAAGUUGGACCUGAAAGAUUGGACUUUUGAUGGAAAUGGUCCAAAGGAAAAGGACAGGGUUGUGCUCGUUGAGUUUGAUCAAAUAUUGGACAUUUACCAUGGAUUGAAACCACAGUACCAGAAUAUUAUCAAAGACAUUACCCGUAAGAUGGGUAAUGGUAUGGCUGAUUACAUUUUGGAUGAAAACUUUAACCUCAAUGGUGUAGAAACUAUUGAGGAUUACAACUUGUAUUGUCAUUACGUUGCCGGUUUAGUUGGUGAAGGUUUGACAAAGUUGAUGGUAUUGGCAAAGUUUUCCGACGAAUCAUUGGUUGAGGAUAAUUUUGAGAAAUCGAACUCGAUGGGUCUUUUUCUACAAAAGACAAACAUUAUAAGAGAUUACCACGAGGAUCUAUUAGACGGUAGAUCAUUUUGGCCAAAGGAGGUGUGGUCGAAGUAUACUCCUGACUUGCCACAAUUUCACAAAAACAAAUCAAUGGAGUUUGAAGGGUUGUCCUGUAUCAAUGAUCUUGUGUUGAACGCAUUGGGACACGUAAAGCAUGUUUUGGAAUUCUUAUCGUUGGUAAAAGAUCCUUCAACAUUUUCAUUCUGUGCAAUUCCACAAGUUAUGGCAAUUGCAACUUUAGCCGAAGUUUACAAUAACCCUAAGGUGUUGCAUGGAGUUGUCAAAAUCAGAAAAGGUACAACCUGCAAGUUGAUUUUAGAGAGUAGGACUUAUCCAGGAGUGGUUAAAAUUUUCAGACACUACAUACAAGUCAUCAAUCAUAAAUCAUCAGUGAGAGACCCAAACUAUUUAAAGAUCGGUAUCAAGUGCGGAGAGAUUGAGCAGUUUUGUGAGACCAUGUUUCCUUCUGAAAACGCUAUCCCUAAGGGAGCUCGUAUAUCAGAAGGACCUAUCAACAAGAUUUUGAAAAGUAGAAAAUCUAUUGACGAUAGCAUGCAGGUCAGGAUCGACCAGGAAACAUUUAACACAAAUGCUGUUUUAGGGUUUAUUGGUGUAUUGUUAGCCAGUUUAUUCAUUUACAUAUAUAGAUAA
This is a messenger RNA of Lodderomyces parapsilosis, 1335 nucleotides long. It is a transcript of the gene ERG9, whose product is annotated as bifunctional farnesyl-diphosphate farnesyltransferase/squalene synthase. The transcript has a single exon. Gene Ontology annotation, cellular component: endoplasmic reticulum membrane. Gene Ontology annotation, molecular function: squalene synthase [NAD(P)H] activity. The record is from RefSeq and is a predicted model, not a curated record. Gene Ontology annotation, biological process: farnesyl diphosphate metabolic process; ergosterol biosynthetic process. Bases 1 to 1335 code for a protein of 444 amino acids. Lineage: Eukaryota; Fungi; Ascomycota; Pichiomycetes; Serinales; Debaryomycetaceae.